This is a messenger RNA of Heterocephalus glaber (naked mole-rat), 4419 nucleotides long. RefSeq lists its product as uncharacterized. Gene Ontology annotation, biological process: regulation of transcription by RNA polymerase II. Gene Ontology annotation, molecular function: RNA polymerase II cis-regulatory region sequence-specific DNA binding; DNA-binding transcription activator activity, RNA polymerase II-specific. Lineage: Eukaryota; Metazoa; Chordata; Mammalia; Rodentia; Bathyergidae. The record is from RefSeq and is a predicted model, not a curated record. Gene Ontology annotation, cellular component: nucleus.
GCUGGGUAAAGGGAUGUGAGGCUCGCUGUGCCUUCCGGUCGCCCAUUGGAAAGCGUGUCACGACUUUAAGCCACCUUAGGUGGCUCUGAUCCGGCGUCUAUCGCGCUCUGACCUGUACGGCAGCCGAAGGGAGGACCCCAGAGGCUCUGGAAGCUAGGAAAUGGACUUGGUGACCUUUGAGGAUGUGGCUGUGAGCUUCACCCAGGAAGAGUGGGCUUUGCUGGAUCCUUUUCAGAAGAAUCUAUACAGAGAUGUGAUGCGGGAAACUCUCAGUAAUCUGGCCUUUGUAGGACUAAAAUGGGAAGACCAGAACAUUGAAGAACUGUACCAAAAUCCUGGCAAAAACCUAAGAAGACAUGUUGUAGAGAGACUCUGGGAAGGGGUCAAAGGUGCUCAACGUAGAGAAACCUGCAGCCAGAUUCCAGAUCUCAGGCUCAGGAAGAAAACUCCUGCUGUAAAAUCCUAUGACUACAGUGUAUGUGGAGAAGUCUGCAUUGGUCAUUCAUCCCUUAAUAGGCACACGAGAGCUCACACUGAACACAAAACAUGUGAACAUAAAGAUGGAAAGAAAACAUAUCAAGAUAAGCAAUGUGGAAAUGCCUUCAGUUUUCACGAUUCCUUUAAAAAAUCUGAAAGAACUUGUUCUGAAGAGAAAUCCUAUCAAUGUAAGGAAUGUGGAAAAUUCUAUACUUCUGUAUCAAACUUUCAAAGACAUGUGGAAAGGCACAGUGAAGAUGGACCUUAUAAAUGUAAGGCAUGUGGCAAAGCCUUUUAUUCUUCCAAUUCUUUUCUAGUACAUGAAAGAAUUCACACUAGAAAGAAACCCUACCAGUGCAAACAGUGUGGUAAAAGUCUAAGUACUUCCAAAGCCUUUCAGAUACAUAAAAGAACCCAUACUGGAGAGAAACCUCAUGAAUGUGAGGAAUGUGGAAAAGCUUUCAACUGUCCUAGUACUUUUCAAAGACAUAAAAGAACUCAUAGUGGAGAAAAACCCUAUGAGUGUAAAAAAUGUGGUAAGGCCUUUGGUCGUUUCAGUUCUUUUCGAAUACAUGAAAGAAUGCAUACUAGGACAAAUGCAUACUAUGAAUGUGAGGUAUGUGGAAAAGCCUUCAUUUCUCUCUCACCUUUUCAAAGGCAUAUGAUAACACAUACUGGAGAAGGACCUCACAAAUGUAAGGAAUGUGGAAAAAUAUUCAUUAGUUCUAGUGCAUUUCAAAUACAUGAACGACUACACACUGGAGAGAAGCCCUUUGAAUGUAAACAGUGUGGGAAAACCUUAAGUAGUGCCAGUUCCUUUCAAAUACAUGAAAGGACUCACACUGGAGAGAAGCCAUAUGAAUGUAAGGAGUGUGGGAAAACCUUCAGUUGUCCCAGCUCCUUUCAAAGACAUGAAAAGACUCACUCUGGGGAGAAGCCAUAUGAGUGUAAGCAGUGUGAUAAGGCCUUUAGUCGUUCUUGCUACCUUCAGAUGCAUGAAAGGUCUCAUACUGGAGAGAAGCCCUACACUGGAGAGAAGCCCUAUCAGUGUAAACAGUGUGGUAAAGCAUUUCGCGGUUCCAGUUCCUUUCAAGUUCAUAAAAGAACUCAUACUGGAGAAAAACCCUACGAAUGUAAAGAAUGUGGGAAAGUCUUCAGUUGUCCAAGUUCAUUUAAAAGGCACCAGAAGAUUCACACUGGAGAGAAACCCUAUGAGUGUACACAAUGUGGUAAAGCCUUUGGGCGUUACAGUUCCCUUCAGAUACAUGAAAGAAAUCACACUGGAGAGAAACCGUAUGAAUGUCAAGAAUGUGGAAAGGUCUUCAGGAGUUCUAGUUCCUUUCAAAUACAUAAAAGAACUCACACUGGGGAGAAACCCUAUGUAUGUCAAGAAUGUGGGAGAGCCUUUAGUUGUCCCAGUACCCUUCAAAAACAUGAAAGGACUCACACUGGAGAAAAACCCUAUCCAUGUACAAAGUGUGGGAAAGCUUUCAGUCGAUCCAGUAACUUUCGAACACACCAAAGAUCCCAUUGUGAAGGGAAAACUGCACAAAUAUAAUAAGGGUGGGUAAGCCUUAAUUUGUUAUAGGUCCUUUGAAAAGCAUGGAAGAGCUUGUGUUGGAGAGGCACUUCAUACAAAGAAUAUGGGAAGGCUUUCUUUGUGCAGCUUUCUAGCGUAUUUGAGAAUGGAUAUUGGUGAGAAACCCUAUAAAUGUAGAUGAUAACAAUUGCUUUUGUGUCCCACAAGUUUGAAGCCAUGAACAAUGGAGAGAAUAUAGAUAGGAAUAUAAGUAGCAUACAGAAGCCUUCAGUUGGCUCAUAUCCUUACAGAAACAGGUAUGAAUGCUCCCUGGGGAUUAGUUGUGUAGCUCUUUAGUAGAGGGCUUGCAUCACAAUCACAAGGCCCUCAGUUUAAACCCAGCACUAGCACUAGAGAAAGAGGAAGGAAGGAGGACUGGUAGAGAGGGAGAGCAUGCACACUAGAUUAAAAAUUUGAAAGUGUGAAAGAGUUCCAUUUUAACAAUAAAGACAACUCCCAAUUUAGUAAAAUACACAAAUUGAAGUAAUAUGAAAACCUUGAUGCAAAUAAUGCAGAAUGUUCCAAAAAGCACACAUCCUGAAGGAAAUGGCAUAAAAGGUAUAAAUUGAUUUUUUUUUUUAUCAAUGGUUCAUUUUUUUUUUUUUUUGGUACCGGGGAUCGAACUCGGGUCCUUGCGCUUGCACAGCAGGCGGCGAAAACACUGAGCUAAAUCCCCGGCCCAAUGGUUCAUUUUUAAUGUGGAUAUUUGGACUGUGGCUAUCACUUCUUUCUUCAAAGAAUCAUUGAGGUGAGAUAAUUUUGUAAGUACUUUUGAAGCAACUGUGAGUUUAAGUAGUUUUUCUUAAAUCACUUAAAUACUGUUUUGUAUUUUCAUAAUACUAGGGAUUGAAUCCAGGGAAUGUGAGCCACAGCCCCAGCACUUUUAAAUUUUUGGGUCAGGAUCUCACUAAAUUGCCUAGGUGGCAUCUGACUUGCUCCUUUCUUGCUCCUGCCUUAGCCUCUCCAAUAGGUAUGAUUAUAGAUAUGUGCUGUGGUGCCUGGCUCACUUAAUACAAUUUUUAUUUGUUAAUUUUGAAAUAUAUGGAAUCUGGAGGUGAAUUGAAAUGCAUUUUUAAUAUUACAGGGAGGUUUAAUUUUCAUACAGUUAUUGGAUUCUGUGGUUAAUGGGCCAUUGAAAACCAGUGUUUGUUAAUUGUUGGGACUUUGUUACUGGCUCAUGUGGCAGUUUCUGAAUUAUCCUUUGCUCAUCCUAUAUAUUCUACCAUUUUCUUAUAGAGAAAACUUUUAUUUUGGUACCAGGGAUUGAACUGGUGGCCUUGCGCUUGCGAGGCAGGCAGUGGAACCACUGAGCUAAAUCCCUGGCCUGAGAAAACUUUUUAAAGGACACAGAAGUUUAUAUUUCAUGGCUAAUAAAGAAUUGCCAUCAGAUUUUAUUUUUUUGGGUGUCUCUCUGUGUAGUUUAAUCUUGCCUUGAACUCACUAUGUAGCCCAGGUUGUCCUUGUAAAGUUUAUUACAGAAUAUGGUCUUAUAUGAAUAAUUAUUUUAAUCUUUUUCCCUUUACUUUUUGUCAUUCUUUCCAGCUAUUACCUGAAUAGUUCACUUUGAAGAGCCAGAGUCUUUUUGGUAGUUAGAUUUUCCAUUCUCUUUAUGGUUUGUAUCUACUAAUAGUCUACCUUGAAGGAGAAUUUGAAGGCAGAGUGAAGAAGGUAUUUGUUGGAUUUUUGAAGCCGCUAUACAGGAAGACAAGUAUAUGGGCUAUGUGGAUGGAUGCCCACUGGCAGCCCACGGUCCUUGUUCUUGGGCUUGUCCAUCAAGACUGACCUCAAAUCAGUUGUCUUUUAUGUUCUUAGAGGUGUAGGUCCUCAUUUCUACAUCAGCUCCACAUGAAAUGUCUGUCCUUGGGAAUUCCCUACAAAUCCUAGUGUGAAUAUCAGGUAGCUGAUUUAAGCCUGUCAUGCUUGGGAAUAUUCUCUGAUUCUCUGGCUUCCCUCUUUUGUAGAUUGGAUUUGUAUGUGAAUACCUGGUAGCAUGAGAGCUAUAGGCAUCAAAGCAACUAGAGGAGGGGCUGGGGAUGUAGCUGAGUGGUAGAGCCCUUGCCCAGUUGGGCUGAGGCUGUGAGAGUAUAAAGCUCAGCACUGAAACAGAAAACUAGAUGAGAGUUUGUUCCUCUACUGCAUUGUGGGGUGACUGCCCUCACCCUGUCUCUCUAUCAUACAGGAAGCACUUUCCUUGUGUCAGAAAGAUACUGGAUGUUUCGUAUUCUUCAGAGCUGAAUAUUAUCACUCCAUUUUUAGUCAUGUUUAUUCUGUGAUGAAAACUCAGUGAGCAUGACUGAGUGGCUAUAUUUAGAAAAGACCUGAUUCUUGCAAGUGGAAUAAGAUGAACGUGAUCAUUAUGUGCU